AUGUUUAUGGAUUGUUUUGGACUUUUGCUAUCGCAUUUGGAGGGUGCGGCUACGGAACGUCUCAUAUGCGCCACUUGUGUCUCAAGGCUGCGUGAGGCCACCGCUUUCCGCCAUCAGGUACUCCUAUGUGAGGAGCGUCUGCUCUCAGCCAAAAUACAGCUGCACAACGAAGAUGGCGAACCUCACGAUGAAGUCAAAUUCGUGCUGGACGUAAAGGAGGAGAAGGAUAUUGAUCAAGAAAAUGCAGACGUUGAGAACUAUGAUGGUGACAACAUCCACAAUGACGUGGACGAGGUCACGACCCCGCCGGCCAGACCUACGAGGGGUUCUCAGAAGAAGAAGUCAUUGAGAGCCAAAAGGGGAACCAAACCAAAUGCAGAGGAGGAAACCGCCUCGAAGCGGGAGCUGAUGAUGCGGAUCCAGAAGAUGAGGAAGAAGAUGGAGGAGUACGAGGAGAAAGGCAGCACGCGAAACGCGGUAGCCGCCCAACCGGACAGCGACUCAAUGGCCCACGAGAACACCAUCACCAUAGUGGAGUGCUCGUACGUUUGCCCAUUCGACACGUCCUUCAGCGACUACUACUGCGUGUACUGCCGGCAGCAGUUCACGGACCCGGUCGAGCUGCGGGCGCACACGAUGGGCCACGACCCGUCCGCGUACAAACGGCUGCCGCGCAAGAAGACCGCCCAGGUGGACGUUUACCGGAUCGACUGCCGCCUCUGCCCGCAGCCCGUGGCCACGCUGGACGAGCUGCGCGGCCACGUCGCCGCCCACGGCAAGCGGCUGCACCCCACCGCGAGCGACUUCCUCCCGUUCCGGCUCACCGGCGGGCGGCUCACGUGCACCGAGUGCCCCGCCAGCUUCGGCUUCUUCCACGCGCUGAAGAAGCACAUGGCGGUGCACUUCGGCGCGUGCGUGUGCGACGUGUGCGGCGCGCACUACUUCCACGAGCGCAUGCUGGCGCUGCACCAGCGCGGGCACAGGGAGGGCGGCGAGCGGCACCCGUGCCCCGACUGCGGGAAGCUGUUCCGCUCGAAGCACAACCGCUACCUGCACGUGGCGAGGGCCCACCGCCAGGAGCCCGCCUACCCGUGCCCCAAGUGCGACGAGGUGCUGUUCACGUACACGCUCCGCUACCGGCACCUGAUCGAGGCGCACGGCGACGUGAGGCGCUUCCAGUGCGAGCUCUGCGAGCGCGCGUACGACAGCAGGAAGUCGUUGAGGGAGCACAACCGCCGCUCGCACCUCAAGAUAAUGCGCCACCAGUGCGACCUGUGCGAGAAGCGCUUCUACCUGCCGUCCAGGCUGCGCGAGCACAUGGCGGCGCACAGCGGCGAGAGGAACUACCGCUGCGAGUGCUGCGGGAAGAGCUACCCGCGCCUCAGGGGGCUCAAGGUCCAUAUGCAGACGCACAGCGCGGAGAAGAAGUACCGCUGCGCUUUGUGCUCGGCGUCGUUCACGCAGAACGUGAACCUGAAGAACCACAUGAAGAGGCAGCACCAGAGCCUGGAGCCAGAGGAAGCGUUGGCUGGUUAU
Iphiclides podalirius (scarce swallowtail) is the source of this 1536-nucleotide messenger RNA. Lineage: Eukaryota; Metazoa; Arthropoda; Insecta; Lepidoptera; Papilionidae. The record is from the annotation of a GenBank genome assembly.